This is a messenger RNA of Drosophila melanogaster (fruit fly), 756 nucleotides long. RefSeq lists its product as uncharacterized. Gene Ontology annotation, molecular function: zinc ion binding. The coding region runs from base 95 to 583 and encodes 162 amino acids. The record is from RefSeq and is marked reviewed. The transcript has a single exon. NCBI's taxonomy places the organism in Eukaryota, Metazoa, Arthropoda, Insecta, Diptera, Drosophilidae.
AACUGUAUAGUAGGCCACAGAUGCUAAAUUAAUAAAUAUGCUACAAUAGACCGCAUUUCGGAGCCUGUGUGCGAUAUUCAGAAAACCAGGAAAUAUGCGAAGCGCAAGCGUACCGAAUAUCAUCAUCUGGAGCGGCAUGGAUGCAGGCACCCAGUCGGCGAUGUCAAUUCAGCUGCAUGGAUUUAGCCACCAUCUGGAGCAGCGGGAUCAGGAAGAACGCGACCAGGGCGACGCACAAGAGCAGCAGCAGCCGCAGCAGCAGCAGGAUCAACCGCCGAUGGAAGAGCAGGAUUCGAGGGCGGUUAACAGCAAGGAUGGUGCCGCCAAUCAGGACACAUCCGCCGAUUCCGGCCAGGAUCAAGAUGGUAAUCAGGCACAGGAUUCCACAAAAAAACGAUGCGACAAGUGCGGCAAGAAGCUUGGCAUCACCGGCGGAUUCCCUUGUCGUUGUGGUGGCACCUAUUGCGCCGUCCACCGCUACAGUGAUCGCCAUGAAUGCAAUUUCGACUAUCGCCAAAUGGGCGCCAUCCAAAUCCGGCGUGAUAAUCCCGUCGUUGUCGCCAGCAAACUCCGAAAGCUUUAGCCAAACCAGACCAAAUGGGAGGGGCAUCCAUUCAAGCUUCUUCUUUUUCAGUUGAGAAAUCUUAGACUGACUGAGAUCCCAAUAAAUACUUGGUUGGUUUGGUUUUAACAUUUACACUUAGAACGGUUGGCAAAAUACAGAAAAAAAAAAAUUAAAAUUAUAUCAUCGCUUCG